Molecule: messenger RNA, 1672 nt
Organism: Drosophila innubila
Lineage: Eukaryota; Metazoa; Arthropoda; Insecta; Diptera; Drosophilidae
Gene: Cbp53E
Product: calbindin-32
Exons: 10
Coding region: 1-933 (310 amino acids)
Biological process (GO): regulation of long-term synaptic potentiation; regulation of presynaptic cytosolic calcium ion concentration
Cellular component (GO): nucleus; terminal bouton; dendrite
Molecular function (GO): calcium ion binding
Source: RefSeq, a predicted model, not a curated record
AUGGAUUCUGCUGCAGCUGCUGCCGCCAAGCGCGUACAAAUCGAGAAGGCUCACAAUUUUAUGCGCCAAUAUCGUGAUCCCGAAUCGCGGGAAUUGAAGAAACUGUCGGCGAAUCAGUUUAUGGAUGUUUGGGCGCACUACGAUAAAGAUGGCAAUGGCUACAUUGAGGGCACCGAGCUUGAUGGCUUUCUGCGGGAAUUUGUGUCCAGCGCCAAUGCCACCGACAUUAGCCCCGAGGCUGUCACUGACACAAUGCUGGAAGAGCUAAAGUCGUGCUUUAUGGAGGCCUACGAUGAUAAUCAGGAUGGCAAAAUCGAUAUCAGAGAGCUUGCUCAACUUUUGCCCAUGGAAGAGAAUUUCCUUUUGCUUUUCCGCUUCGAUAACCCCUUGGAAUCAAGCGUCGAAUUCAUGAAGAUCUGGCGUGAAUACGAUACUGAUAACUCUGGUUACAUUGAGGCGGAUGAGCUUAAGAAUUUCUUACGUGACUUGCUCAAAGAAGCCAAAAAGAUCAAUGAUGUGUCCGAGGACAAACUCAUUGAAUACACAGACACCAUGUUACAAGUUUUCGAUGCCAAUAAGGAUGGUCGUUUGCAGCUCUCGGAAAUGGCCAAACUACUUCCGGUUAAGGAGAACUUCCUCUGCCGUCAGGUAUUCAAGGGAGCCACCAAAUUGACCAAGGAGGAUAUUGAGAAAGUCUUCUCAUUAUACGAUCGUGACAACAGCGGCACCAUUGAGAAUGAGGAACUCAAAGGCUUUCUCAAGGAUCUGCUGGAGUUGGUCAAGAAGGAUGACUAUGAUGCCCAGGAUCUGGCUGCUUUUGAGGAGACAAUCAUGCGUGGCGUUGGACACGAUAAACAUGGCAAAAUCUCACGCAAGGAGCUGACCAUGAUAUUGCUGACCCUGGCCAAAAUAUCGCCAGAGGAUGAACAGUAGACGCAUCUCCGCCAGAUGCCAGCAAUCCAAGCCGAAAGAAAGAUUUGUUAGCACACACUAAUAUAUAUUUUUGUUACCAAUUUGGGUAAACGGCAGAGUUGUUUUGGCCAGAUGCCAAUUGAUUACUUUAAUGCUGCUCCUUUAAUAGGCAGCAGGCUAAGAGGAAAGCAACUCCCAAAUGCGAAACCUCUGCAAAAAGAAUAAAAUUAAAUCGAUAAUUUUGAAAUUGAAAAAUUUAUAAAGCGCUAAACUCGCAGCAAAUUUACAAACAAAUAUAAAUUAAAAAUAAAUGUUUCAAAUUAAUUAAAUGUUUAUGCAUGUUAAGCUUUUGAAAGUCUAUUUCCUAAACAACAGCAACAACAACUACCAAGGCAACAAAAAACAACAAUAUUAUGUAUGUGUAUUCGUAAAAUAAAAUUAAAUACUAGUAUUAAAAGCAACUUAAAAAAUUUAUAAUAUAAUUAAAUAAAUUACUUUGACAAAGCAACUCGAAACCAGCCAGAAACAAUAACAAAUCGGAAAAAAAAAACCAAACCGAAACAAAGUUCAUUACAUCGAUUUUUAUGUCUUGUCUGAGAUGAAUUUUUGAAGGUAUAAUACAAGUAAAUAUUAUAUUUUCUAUUAUAUUUAUUUAUUUUUAAAAAGAAGAUAACACUAAUUUAAUUUCGAAUUAAUUAAAACUUAGCUAAUUAUAAGAGCAGACACUCAACAAUUUAUGGCAAAUGCAAAAUGAUGAUAA